GAUCCUCCGUUGUCCUUUGGGUUAAAUCCAUUAACUGCCCAGCCCACGUUCAGGGUCCUUCAAAUUUUGUUUUUUUUUUGGUGUGCUUUUGAAAGUUUCCCACAUCCAAAUUUGAAGGACCCUCCCUCUGUUUCCUUGCUCUUCUUCUUCCUCAUAUGUUUAUUGCUGAAAUCUUUUCAUUGCUGUGCCACUUCUAUGGAUUCUUGACCAACGUGUUCGCGAUCCAGAUCGGCUUAUUUCCUAAACCUUCCGGAUCUGUACGAGGGAAUUUUGGCUUAAUCGUCCAGGCAUGAAUUGCUGCCCCUGUUUCUCAUUGCAGAAGAGCCAAAAGGAAGAUGACGAUGCUGCAGCCAAUGUUGCUGGUAUCAACAAGCCAAAGCCCGGAGGCGACACCAAAAACAAGGAGGAGGAAGUCGAGCAUGGAAACAUCACGUCCCAGAAUUUCACAUUCCGCGAGUUAGCCUCAGCCACAAAGAAUUUCCGACAGGAGUGCUUGUUGGGCGAAGGUGGAUUUGGUCGAGUAUACAAAGGAACCCUCCAGGGGACCGGGCAGGUGGUUGCCGUCAAGCAACUCGACAGGCAUGGACUACAAGGAAACAAGGAGUUCCUCGUCGAAGUCCUCAUGUUGAGUCUCUUGCACCACGAAAAUCUUGUCAAUCUCAUCGGAUAUUGUGCUGAUGGCGAUCAAAGACUUCUCGUGUAUGACUACAUGCCCGGAGGUUCCCUAGAAGAUCACCUGUUCGACAUUGGACCGGAGCAGAAACCUCUGGAUUGGCUCACCAGACUGAAAAUCGCAUUUGGUGCUGCACAGGGUCUCGAGUAUUUGCAUGAUAAGGCCAAUCCACCUGUUAUAUACCGCGAUUUGAAGUCCUCAAACAUCUUGCUUGACAAGGAUUUCACUCCGAAAUUAUCCGACUUCGGACUGGCCAAGCUCGGGCCUGCUGGAGACAAGAUGCACGUCUCGUCCAGGGUUAUGGGUACGUAUGGCUAUUGUGCUCCGGAAUAUGCAAGAACGGGCGAACUAACAGUGAAGUCCGACGUAUUUAGCUUUGGAGUUGUCCUGCUAGAACUCCUUACCGGACGGAGAGCAAUUGACCCGACAAAACCUACUGAUGAGCAAAAUCUAGUUGCUUGGGCUCAGCCUAAAUUCAGGGACCCGAGAUUGUUUCCAGAUAUGGCAGAUCCAUUACUCCAUAAGAGAUUUCCUGAAAAAGCAUUAAAUCAAGCCGUUGCCAUAGCAGCCAUGUGCCUGCAAGAAGAAGCCUCAGUCCGGCCUCUAAUGAGUGAUGUCGUUACCACUUUAAGCUUCCUUUUAGUGGCUCCACCUGAGCCCGUGCAUGUUCCUCCUGAGACCGUUCAUGUUCCUCCUCCAGAGCCCAACAAACCUGCCCAGGAAGAACAUGAAAGCGAAAGCGAUGAAGAAACAGAUGACGAAGACAGCGCACAUAAGCAGGACACAGAGGUCGAUGAAGGUCACGAACAUGACCAAAUUACAGGAGGGAAUGAUGAGGAUAGAAAAAGUUAUGAUAAGCGAUCUGAUUCGGGUUCGAGCAGCAUGAGUAGCAUGUCGAGGAAUGAAAGUGUUGCGGUGAGGGACAGAAGCAGUUGGUUCACGCAUGACGGAAGCCUUUAUUAUUCGCACAAGCUAAGCGGGAGAUUGUCUAAUGGAAGCGUGUCUUCGGUCCAUGAGAUGAGCAAAGACAGCGGAAAAUAUUCCCUGAGCCAUAAGAGCAGCAAGAGCAGCAAGAGAUCAUUUGACGCAGUCGACCUUUUGAGUCCAAAAGGAAGCGGUAGAUACAACAAAACAGGGUCACUGGAUCAUGCCGCCUCUUUGGGGGACGAUGACACGGGGGGUUCACAGGAUGGGAGCCACAGAAUCAAUCUCUCUAGUCCAAAAGGAAGCAGCAGAUACAGCAAAACAGGGUCACUAGAUCAUGCUGCUUCCAUGGGGGACAAUGACACGGCGGGUUCACAGGAUGGGAGCCACGGAAUCGAUCUUUCGAGUCCUAAAGGAAGCAGCAGAUACAGCAAAACCGAGUCACUAGAACAUGCUGCUUAUUGUGGGGACGAUGACACGGGGGGUUCCCGGGAUGGAAGCUUCAAUCAGCGGCACAACAGCCACAGUGUAUCAAGGGACAAUACCCUUUCAUUAAAACGAGACAGCAGCGAGGAAUCCCUAGAUGAUGCCGAUUCGAUUCGUUCCAAGCAAUCGAGCGAUGAGCAUGUCCACUCGUGAUCAUAAGUUUCUGUCACUUGGUCAUCUCGAUUUUACAUACAGAGUUUUAAGUUCUUGUCUCUCUUCAUUUAAUUUGUGACCGUCCAUCAUGGAUACAAUCUUGUCACUAGUGAAGAGGGCGCGCAUUCGAUUUUUUUCAUGCGGGUUCAAUCAAUCAAGUUCUUUCUCCCUAUAGAGUAUGUAACACAUUGCUUAUCUGUGCACGUACUUCGGCGUCGAAAUUUGAUGCUAUACCAGGAAUAAGCAAC
This is a messenger RNA of Rhodamnia argentea, 2484 nucleotides long. Its product is annotated as probable serine/threonine-protein kinase PBL25. Gene Ontology annotation, biological process: protein phosphorylation. Gene Ontology annotation, molecular function: ATP binding; protein kinase activity. The record is from RefSeq and is a predicted model, not a curated record. NCBI's taxonomy places the organism in Eukaryota, Viridiplantae, Streptophyta, Magnoliopsida, Myrtales, Myrtaceae. The transcript has 5 exons. Bases 290 to 2236 code for a protein of 648 amino acids.